Molecule: messenger RNA, 550 nt
Organism: Aspergillus heteromorphus CBS 117.55
Lineage: Eukaryota; Fungi; Ascomycota; Eurotiomycetes; Eurotiales; Aspergillaceae
Exons: 2
Coding region: 265-477 (70 amino acids)
Source: RefSeq, a predicted model, not a curated record
CCCAAUCUAAGCAUCUAACGGCCCCAGAAUGCCGCCUCUCCCCCUCCCUCUCACUCUCACUGCCACUGCCACUGUCACUGUCACUGCCGACGUUUUCGCCGUCUUAGAUGAGGGCGGGCGGAGGCGGAGUGUCCUCCCCCUCCUCCUCGGAUGUUGUCCGCUUCAGCCCGGUCGGCGGUCGGAGGUCCAAGGCUGCUCGUGAAAGGGAACGGGAUAUUACCGCAUUAGGAUAACCGCCGCAUCGGAAGGAUUGAAGGUAGUUAGAUGGGAUGGGAUGGUAAGAGGGUUAGCGAGGCUCUUGUGGCGAGAAACGGAUUUCUUCGAGAGUAUGUAUCUAUGAUGUUGGCUGACUGGGGUCAGCUGUCUUGGUUUCAGGUGUUUGUUGUUCCUGUUGCUGGUGCUGGUGUUGGUGUUGGUGUUGGAGAUAGAGAUCUAGGGCGCAGGGACAGCGUGUUUCAUGCUUUGUUCACUGGAUGAGUGGAAACAAAGUGCUUGAUGGUUGAUGCAUCCAUCAGCUGGUUGUGUGGCAUGCAGGUUGACUGGUUGAGUG